Molecule: messenger RNA, 2191 nt
Organism: Mytilus trossulus (common blue mussel)
Lineage: Eukaryota; Metazoa; Mollusca; Bivalvia; Mytilida; Mytilidae
Exons: 4
Coding region: 283-1191 (302 amino acids)
Biological process (GO): immune response
Cellular component (GO): membrane
Molecular function (GO): tumor necrosis factor receptor binding
Source: RefSeq, a predicted model, not a curated record
CAUGUUAGCGUACAUUACAAUGAUUUCUUUAUAUCGUAUUUGUUUGUAAACAUGACCUAAAUAUAGCUAAUAUUAUGCUGACGUAUUGCGGCAAAUAUCGAUCCAUUUAUAGAUUAUGAAAAUGGAAGUAGAAUUGUACAUAGCGCUGGGAAUUUCUAGUAAACAGACUUAGGUCAACAUUUAAAAAUGAUCUAGCCAUGGAGUUUAUGCAUGCUUUAUACUAACAGCAGGUGCUUGCUAUUUAAUUCAUUUACACAGUUAUAAACGCAGGAAUCUUUAAAAAUGGAAUCAGAUAAUCCUUCGGAUAACAUGCUUAUUAGCAAUUCAACCAGUAUGACAGAUAGUAACAAAACAGACAAGUAUACACAGAGGCUGAAUAAUGUGUUCAAAGUAUCGCUUGUUGUAAACAUUUUUCUACUCUGUACGCUCAUAUUUUUGUUUAUUUUCAAAACGUUUGGAAAAAAUGACGAUGACGACGCUAAAGCUGAUUAUGUUAAUAUAAAAAUGCCGGAUUCUGGAGUUUGUUUUCCAUGUGAUUAUCUUGGACCUGAUGUUAAAAAGGAGGACACUUUAUAUGACCACAUACAAAUAACAGAAAACGGACAGAAGCUUUGUUGCAUAACAAGUCUCCCAGACAUCACAACGCUGAUGCGAAAGGUUGUUGAACGUCAGUUUCCACCAGGCGAACAUGACUACACUGAAGAUUCAAGGGUUCGGCAAUCAAUAAAAUGGUGGCGGGAGAGACCACAUUCAAUUCACAUGUACCAUGACACGACAGCAAACAAUUUAACAUGGACUCUGCGAGAGGAUGGACUUGGAACAGCCUUCACCAAUGGAAUCCGUGCUGUUGACAACAGAUUUGUAGUGCCUAGACAUAAUCUCGGCGAUUCGGCUCUGUACUUCAUAUACGCAGCUGUUACAUUCGACUUUGCAGACGAGAGUUACUUAAAAGUUGUACCGACAGUAUAUCAUAACAUUACUCGCCGCCACCCGAAUCUGCCCAAAACAGGAGAAAUUUCCAUGUUGAUGAGCAAAUAUGGUGGAUCGGCGGAAUCUGAUCGAAUCCAUACCAGCUUCUUAUGUGGAACUUUUAAAUUACAAAGUGGUUAUGAGAUCGGUUCAUAUGUUGACUCGUUUGAAUAUGUUAAAAAAUCGACAUAUGCUAGUUAUUUUGGUAUGUUUAGGUUGUGAUUGUGUGUGUUAGUGGACAAGGUUGUAUGUGGAUUAUGAGAUAGAAUAAGUGAGUGGGGGAAUGCAUCUGUGUCGUGUGAUGUUAUGUUUUACAUGUUUAAUCGGAGGUUAAUAUUGUACUAAAUCUCUUCGUUGUUUAUUGUUUAUUGUUUUAAGUGUAGUUUUAUCAAAAUGGCACUCGUUUAUAGGUUUUUAUAUUGAAUUCGAAGUAGCUUUAAAAAUUUUACGUUUUGAAAAUUGAGUUGAAAUAGAAUGAUAACAAUCAUGAUUGUUUUUGAUUGAUGUUUUCAUGAAUCAGUUUUGUUGUUGUAAAGUUAUAUGUUGACAGCAUAGAACUAUUUAUUGUUACGUUUUUUCCCUCUGUUUAGCAAUGGAAAAGUAUAUAAAUGGCUUGGGAAUGGCUUUGUCAGAUUUAAUUUGUUGAAUUGUUCAAAAUAUUGUUUGUUAACCAUGUCAAGACAUUUUAACAUUUGUUGCAGCCUUUAUUGAUCGUGACAUUUAAGAGACUGUAAAGCUUCCGCAACACAUUUUGGAUUUUAUUUUUAAUCCUAUGAUUUUGUUUUCAAUCAAAUGACCGUCAUCUUGUGUUGGAUAAUUUGAUUAAAUUGCAAAUUCUUUUCUUCUCGAUUUGAAAGAGUCGAAAUUCCGUUUGAUUAUUCUUUUGUUGUAUUUAGUUACAUAGUAUCUUUCCUUGCAAACACUGCCCUAAUGCAAGCAAUAUAAGAAUACACAAUGUAGUAUGUACCAUAUUUGUUGUAGGUCUAUAUAAGUUUCUCGUUUUCUUGUGCAGCUCGAAAUAUUUAUAAAUAGUUAUGUUUAUAUGGGAGAAUAUGAUUCAUUUCCCAAAACAAACAACCAUCUGUGUGUCCAUGUAAUGGAAAUCAUUAUCAGACGUUUUGUUGAAUCUUUAUAUAACUUGGUAUCAUUCAAGAUCCGCAUUUGUCAUCUGCAUUAUUGUAAAUAUGAGUAUACAUAAUUAGUUAAUAAAAUUGACUCUGUU